Messenger RNA from Penicillium canescens, 2292 nucleotides. RefSeq lists its product as uncharacterized. The record is from RefSeq and is a predicted model, not a curated record. Gene Ontology annotation, cellular component: nucleus. The transcript is spliced from 10 exons. The coding region runs from base 1 to 2292 and encodes 763 amino acids. Gene Ontology annotation, molecular function: DNA-binding transcription factor activity, RNA polymerase II-specific; zinc ion binding; DNA binding. NCBI's taxonomy places the organism in Eukaryota, Fungi, Ascomycota, Eurotiomycetes, Eurotiales, Aspergillaceae. Gene Ontology annotation, biological process: regulation of DNA-templated transcription; DNA-templated transcription.
AUGCUAUCAUGGAGUGGAGAUAGAGAAUCUCCGAGUGAUCCGACGUCUCGCCCUGCGUCAGGCACUCGCAGGUCUCGAUCAGGCUGUUUUCUGUGUCGGGCGCGCAAAGUGAAAUGCGACGAGCGCUGGCCCUCAUGUUUGAAUUGUGAACGUCUCAAAUUGGAAUGCCCGGGUCAUCCAGGCCAGAAUUCGGGGCUGGCUGCAAGAGCUCUCAGGAGUGCGCGGCGGGAUGCGGCAUUGACACAGGCCGGGGGUGAUAUUUGCACCCGAUGCUCCCGCAGAAAUAUUGGAUGCUCGUAUAGUCCGGGUCGCAUGCAACAGCCACAGAAAAGCUCCGCGUCUUAUGCCCCUGCUCAUGACAAAACUCGUAGUCCUACUUUGGUGCCAACUCGGCUCCAGAAAAAUCAAUCCUCAUCUCAGCAGUCUCCAGAUAGCGUGACUGAUCCUAUCUCGUGGCUUCACACUCAACAAUUACCGGAUAAAGAUCGAAUUAUAAUUUUGGUCGAAGAAUAUUUCGCCCACGUUCAUCCAUUACGAUGUUAUGGUUUCGUGCAUAAGCCCUCAUUCAUGCAGCGAUUAGAUGAAGAAUUUGAGACCUGCUGCAACGAUGAAUCACUCCUUCACAUUGUUUGCGCAUUGGGAGCAAAAUUCCUGGCUCUAAAUUACCAUUCCCAGUUUUCACCCGAGACGAUACUCACAGCUGGGAAUCAGUGGGCCAAAAUCGCCAAGGCUCGCAUAUUUGUAGACUUAGACGACCUCUCCCUAGAGAAACUAAUGACCGCAAUCCUCCUCUAUGAUCACGAUCUUCGGAUCGGAAGCUAUGCCUCAGCUUUUAUGCUCUCUGGGGUGACUGCAAGAAUGUCACAAGCAUUGCAACUCAACCUUGAAAGUUCCGCCGACAUACUUUGCAAUGAACUUGACUCUACGUGCCCAAUAACCAACGAGUCCAAACGGCGUUUAAUGUGGAGUUGCUAUGUCAUGGAUAGUUGGCUUCCUUGUCACAGCCAUAACUUCUCCCUUGGAACUGCCUGUGUCACUGAAAUGCUGGACCAGGGAAAGGUACUUGGCUUUAUCUCGUGUGAACAAACUCCUUCACAGCCAGCCCAAAACAUGGGGAUUGAGGCUUAUUUCAUCCGCCUCGUCAGCAGCAGGAAAAAGGUUCUCCGAUAUGUCAAGCACCUGGAUACCUCGAAGCCACCGUGGGAGUCUGAUUCCGAGUUUCUGCAAUUGGUAACCGAAUUUGCGAACUGGCGGAGAGAUCUUUCGCAGAGUCUUAAGUGGAACUCAGGCGCGAUUUACGCACGGAAGGAGUCGUCGCAGUUGGGUGCUUUGACUUUGCUUUGGUGUACCUAUCAUCAAACCUUGUGUGAUCUAUACCGGAUUGGUAUGCCGAACUUGUUUCACAUUCGACGACAUCAUAAGUUUCCAACAGCCCAACAAGAGUUUCUGGACAAUUGUCGCAGAGCUUGUUUUGACAAUGCUCGUGAACUCUCGAAGAUCAUUGCUGAAGCUUCACGGCACGGGGUGAAAGCUCUGUCUGAUACUUGGCUGUGUAUCAUUGCACAUGACAGCACGAAGGUCAUGUUAUACUUCAUAAAGCAGAACACACGAUCCCCCAAUGCUUUAAGUGUGUUUGAGGUGGAGGAAACGACGACUCUUGUCAAAAAGAAUAUGGAAGCACUUAUGCAAAUGAGGUCUCUUGUUGCAACGGCACAGCAUUGCUAUCUCUCCGUUUUGAAAAUGAUGAUUGCAGCAGGUCUCCACCCUCACCUUCCCCAUGCGCCCAUAAAUGAGCGAGAGCCGGAUGAGAAUGAGGAACAUUCCUCUACUCCUGGAUCCCCUGUUCAAGAGUCACCCGAAGCUGUCUUGAAUCCUCUUGCAAUCUAUCGCAUGGCACGCACAGCUUUGCAUGGCAAAGACUCUCGAGGGCCAACCUCAAAUUCGCCUUCAACUACGAACACGAACUCGUCUAGAACGUUCCAAUCUAGGACACACCACCAACCUCAUGAAAACCACGAACAGAAGCAAACACAAGGGCCGCAAAAGUCUCAAAUCGAUGAGAGAACAGACAUGUUACCACCCUUCGAAGUUGCUUCUGUCCCAAUAAGACCCGCCGAUUCAUCGUCCAACUUUAAUGCUUUCCCACAAUUCCCGCCCCUCGGCACUGUUGGAUCGUGGGAUCCUUCUGAAAUGGCUAUCAUGAACAUGAUUGACGAGAGAACGGCCCCUUGGUCUGUGGAAUAUCUGACUGAUGGGCAGUCGGGGGUGGAUCCAUUUUUGUUUCCAUUUUAG